AUGAAGCUUCAACUCCCCAACCCCGGCCUGGAGGACAGGAUAUUGUCCCAUCAGCAGCUGGAGAAGCUGGAGAAGGAGGAGGCCAGAGACAGACCCAGGUGGGACAACAAAGCCCAGUACAUGCUGACCUGUGUGGGGUUCUGUGUGGGACUAGGAAACGUCUGGCGGUUCCCCUAUUUGUGUCAGAGUCAUGGAGGAGGUGCGUUUAUGAUCCCCUUUCUAAUCCUGCUGGUCCAUGAAGGUAUCCCUCUCCUGCAGCUGGAGUUCGCCAUCGGGCAGCGUCUACGCCGGGGCAGUUUGAGGGUGUGGGCUGCAGUUCACCCGUGUCUGACUGGGAUCGGUGAGACAAACUCGAAGCCGAUGAUCAGUCUCUACUACAACACCAUCAUCGCCUGGAUCCUCUGGUACUUCUUUAAUUCAUUUCAACAGCCUCUGCUGUGGAGCCAGUGUCCCAACAAUGCAAAUCGCACAGAACUUAUUGUAGAGUGCGAGGAAAGCUCCCCGGUGGAUUAUUUCUGGUACAGAGGAACCCUGAACAUAAGUCCAACAAUAGAAGAGGAUGGAGGGCUGCAGUGGUGGAUCCUCCUGUGUCACCUCUGUGCGUGGUCUGUGCUCUACGUCUGCAUCAUUCGCGGGAUUGAGACGGCCGGGAAGGUACUGUACAACACAGCGCGUCACUUACAACCGGAGCGGUCUACGUGGAUGCAGCUGAAGCCCAGUGUGUUGUGUUGUUUUCUUAAGGCUGUGUACCGAAAUGUCUCCUCCAGUAACAACUGCGAACAGGAUGCAGUGAUCAUCUCCAUCGUCAACGGCAUCACCUCAGUCUAUGUUGCAACUGUCAUUUACACCAUCAUCGGCUUCAGAGCAACAAAAAGAUUCGACAACUGUCUUUCUAGAAACAUCUUAGGAUUAAUCAAUGCUUUUGAUCUUGCUGAGGGAAGCAUCACUGAAAGCAACUACAGUCAGGCUGUAAAACACCUGAAUGAGACAAAGCCUGCAGUGAUUGAACAGCUGAAUCUGACAACCUGUGAUUUAAAUACGUUCCUCAGUGAGGGAGUUGAAGGCACCGGCUUAGCCUUCAUCGUGUUCACUGAGGCCAUCACCAAGAUGCCCUUCUCGCCUCUGUGGGCCGUCCUCUUCUUCAUUAUGCUCUUCUGUCUGGGCCUCUCUUCAAUGUUUGGUAAUAUUGAAGGAGUUCUGGUACCACUGCAGGACCUCAACGUUUUCCCCAGGACGUGUCCUAAAGAGGCCGUCACUGGUGUAACGUGCAUCAUGUGCUGCCUGGUGGGUCUGAUAUUCAUCCAAGGCUCAGGAAACUACUGGCUCUCACUCUUUGACACGUAUGGAGGAUCCAUUCCUCUGCUAAUAGUCGCCUUCUGUGAGACAGUGUCUGUCGUCUACAUAUACGGCAUAGACAGGUUCAAUGGUGAUAUUCAGUUCAUGAUUGGACACAAACCCAACCUCUUCUGGCAGGUGACCUGGAGAGUCAUCAGCCCACUCAUUACUACUAAAGUAUCAGAAAAGCUUCUCUAUAAAACCUGGGAUCCAACAUCGGAAAAGGAAUAUCCAUGGUGGAUUUAUGUGAUCAUCUUUAUACUGGCAGGAAUACCCAGCAUUGGGAUUCCUUUCAUUGCACUCUGGAAGUUCAUGAAAUCAAAGAAGAGCUCAAAGUCAUUGAGUUAAAUCCCCUCAGCCUAGUAUUCAUUGCUAAAUAC
Messenger RNA from Betta splendens (Siamese fighting fish), 1715 nucleotides. It is a transcript of the gene slc6a19b, whose product is annotated as solute carrier family 6 member 19b. Gene Ontology annotation, cellular component: membrane. Lineage: Eukaryota; Metazoa; Chordata; Actinopteri; Anabantiformes; Osphronemidae. The coding region runs from base 1 to 1683 and encodes 560 amino acids. The record is from RefSeq and is a predicted model, not a curated record. Gene Ontology annotation, biological process: sodium ion transmembrane transport. The transcript is spliced from 9 exons.